CGCGCACGCUGGCCCUGCGGAAUGUUCUGGGCAAUUGACAGCGAAUCCUUGGAAUACCGCUUCCGCCUCGCGGUGCGCUAUUUAAACCCGGGAUCGCAUUCAUUCCUGAUUUUGACUAAAGAAACUGUCGGUGGUCGUGUAGGUCGGCGAUAAUGCAGACCCUAACGCCUCACGUGUACUGGGCACAGCGGCAUGCGGAAAUUUACCUGCGAGUGGAGCUAAGUGACGCUCAGAAUCUCGACAUUAGCAUACAGGAGAAUGUCCUCCACUUCAAGGCCCAAGGACACGGAGCGAAAGGAGAUAAUGAGUAUGAGUUCAGCCUGGAGUUUCUGGCACCAGUAAAGUCAGAGGUGACCCACAGGUCUACACAGCGUCAGGUGAACAUCACGGUCCAGAAGAAGGAGCACUGCUGGUGGGACAGGCUGACCAUGCAAGAGCGCAAACCGCUCUUCCUGGCCCCCGACUUCGACCGUUGGUUGGACGAGUCUGACGCCGAGCUGGAGCAGCGCGCUAAAGAGCAAAUAAACAAGAUAUGCCUGGAGUCAAGGGUUCCAAAGGACCCAUUCCUGGGGCUGAAAAAGGGGUACCUGUUCAUGUACAACUUGGUCCAGUUCCUGGGCUUCUCCUGGAUCUUCGUCAACAUGACUGUGCGUCUCUUCAUAUUGCAAGAAGAUUCCUUCUACGAUACAUUCCACACCAUUGCUGACAUGAUGUACUUCUGCCAGAUGUUGGCGGUGGCAGAGGUGAUAAACCCUGCCCUGGGCCUGGUCAAGACCGGGGUGAUGCCAGCCCUGAUCCAGGUGGUGGGGCGGAAUGUCAUCCUCUUCGUGAUCUUUGGAAGCCUGGAGGAGAUGCAGAACAAGGCAGUGGUCUUCUUCGUUUUCUACCUGUGGAGCAUCAUCGAGAUCUUUAGGUACCCGUUCUACAUGCUGGCCUGCGUUGACACCGAGUGGAAGAUGCUCACCUGGCUGCGUUACACCAUCUGGAUGCCGCUGUACCCACUGGGGGUGCUGGCAGAGGCGGUGGCUGUGAUCCAGUCCCUGCCCAUUUUUGACGAGACACGCCUGUACAGCAUCCCUCUCCCCCAGGCCCUGGGUCAGUCCCUCAGCUUCUCCUACGUGUUGCAGAUCUACCUGGUGCUCAUGUUCCUGGGCCUCUUUGUCAAUUUCCGCCACCUCUUCAAGCAAAGGCGACGGCGGUUCCGCACCAAGAAGAGGAAGGCCAACUGAGAAGCCCAGAACCCAUCAAAUCAGCAGGAUGGAGGCUCCAUUGCCACUGCUGACUGCCUUCCUCCAUCCCAACACAGCAGUUAUCGUUCUCUCUCUCUCUCUCUGUCCAUGCUGUAGAGCAGUCAUUUCAAAUGCUACCUUUGCUCCUCUAAUGCAGCUGA
Molecule: messenger RNA, 1390 nt
Organism: Megalops cyprinoides (Indo-Pacific tarpon)
Lineage: Eukaryota; Metazoa; Chordata; Actinopteri; Elopiformes; Megalopidae
Gene: hacd3
Product: 3-hydroxyacyl-CoA dehydratase 3
Exons: 11
Coding region: 153-1229 (358 amino acids)
Biological process (GO): fatty acid elongation; very long-chain fatty acid biosynthetic process; sphingolipid biosynthetic process
Cellular component (GO): endoplasmic reticulum membrane
Molecular function (GO): 3-hydroxyacyl-CoA dehydratase activity
Source: RefSeq, a predicted model, not a curated record